GAUGGCGCGUUUCUGCGAAGAAGCUUUGAUGGGGGAGUUGGUUCGUUGUAAAUUAGCCUUCCUUAUAUCCAACUGAACUGAACCAUCAGAAGUUAUUUGUGUGUCUGCGUAAACCUGAACCCAGGUUAAAUAUUAACUCGAAGAUAUUUUUUUUUUCUUCCGCCGUUCGUUGUCUUUCAAAGCUAGCGGAGUUAGCUUAGCCUGCUAACUGGGCCUUUUGUGUGCAGAAACAGUUUGUUAUUGUGUGAAAAUGUCUAAAGUCCAAAUUCUGAGAGCGUUACUGAAGCAGCGACUCUCCGCAGAUGAAGAGAUAUUUGAGCUGUUUGAAAGAACAGCAGCAGAAUACGAGGAGGAACUUUGUGGUUUAAAAGAGGAGAACGAACGACAAAGAAAACUACUGGAUGCUGUUUCCAACUCUAAUGAUAAAGCAGAUGUGCAGCAGUGUUUUGUGGAAGAAGAACUGGCUUCCAACGAGCAGCAAGAGGGCAUCAGCCAUGUGGACCCAGACAUCUGUCACAUUAAAAAGGAAGAGGGGGAACUCUUGACCAGCAAUGAACAAAAGCACUUUCAAGUGCUGGAGGUUGAUGCUACAAUGUGCUCAAAAAUUGCCGUGAACUCUCCAUCCUCACAUUGCCAUCAGCUCCAAAAUGAGGACAACACGGAAGCUGAGCCUCUCGUCAGCAGCUCAGCUGAACUGAUGAAAACAAACGACAAUGGAGAGAACGGCAGAGGAUCAGAACUCGUUGGAAGGUUAGCUCAAGAUGAUUAUUCAUGUCCACAAUCUGCCAUGAUUUCAUGCUCUUCUAAACUGGAAAAUGUCAUUGACGUUGAUUGGAAUGAGACAGAAGAACUUGAUCCAUGUUUAAACUCCCUCAAAAAUAAGAUCAUUUGUGAUAGGAAAUGUAAUGCUGCUGUAAAACCACUCGGAUGUGAGAAUGAUCAAAACAUUGGUCACAAGUGUAAUCUGGUGAAACACAAUGGAAAUGAUAUAGGACACGAGCACUUGAGUUGUUCUCCGUGUGGUCAAACAUUUUGGCAGACCAGCCAUCCGAUUAACCAUGUACUAAUUCACACAGGGGAGAAACCAUUUCAUUGUUUUCAGUGUGGAAAAGCAUUUACUCGAAAAAGCAGUUUGAAAACCCAUAUGAUAAUUCAUACAGCAAAUAAACCAUGUUGCUGCUCUUAUUGUGGAAAAACAUUCAGCCAAAAUAGCCAUUUCAAGAUCCAUAUGAUGUGCCAUACAGGCGAAAAGUCAUUUAGCUGUUCUGAGUGUGGGAACGUAUUUAGCAGAAACGGCAGCCUGAAAAAACACAUGAAAACCCAUGCAGGAAAUAAACCUUUCAACUGUUCUGAAUGUGGUGAAACAUUUAAACGAAACAGUCACCUGAGGUCCCAUAUGCUAAUUCACACAGGAGAGAAACCAUUUCGCUGUACUGAGUGUGGUAAAACGUUUAACCGAAACAGCAAUCUGAAAGCCCAUAUGAUAAUUCAUACAGGAAAGAAAGCAUUUAAUUGUUCUGAGUGUGGAAAAGCAUUUGGUUUAAAGGGGAACCUAAAGAACCAUAUGACCAGCCAUACAGGAGAGAAACCAUUUAGCUGCAUUGAUUGUGGUAAAACAUUUAGCCAAAAUUGCCAUCUACAGACACACAUGAUAGUUCAUGCAAGAGAGAAACCAUUCAGCUGCUCAGAGUGUGGUAAAACAUUUAGCCAAACAAGCCAUGUGAAGGCUCAUAUGAUAACGCAUUCAGGAGAAAGACCCUUUACGUGUUCUGAGUGUGGCAAAACAUUUAAACGACGCAACACUCUGAAAACCCAUCUUAUUAUUCACACAAGAAAAAUAAAACCUUUCAUUGUUCUGAGUGUAGAAAAGAAUUUGGCCUAAAGGCCAAGAUCAGCCAUAGGACCAGUCAUACAGGAGAGAAAUCAUUUAGUUGCAGUGUUUGUAAUAAAACAUCAAGUCAAAACUGUCAAUUGAGGACCGCUUAGCUGCUCUGACUGUGGCAAAGCCUUUUUUUCAAACCAGCCAUCUGACAAUCCAUUUGGUAACUCAUACAGGAGACAGCAGACAAAAUUAUUGAUGUAACAGUCCCCAGUGCCUAUGACAUCAUUAGGGCUGAAAGGGAGAAAAUCAUGAAAUACCAAGAUGUUAAAAAUGACCUACGAACAACUUGGUCACUGAAAGAUAUAAUACCACUUGUGGUGGGGGCAACAGGGCUUAUGAAGAAAUAACUCAAGGCAAUGCCUGGUCACCCAAGUGCCCACGAGGUGCAGUUAUCAGCAAUUAAGGGAACGGUCAUCAUCUUGAAGAGAACCCUUGGAUACAGUGACAGCAAUAUUUAGGGUGCACCUGUAGACCCUGGGUUUGGCACCUAUUGCAUUCUUUUAGAAAAAAUUCAAGAAAAAUGAAAAUGGAGACAAAUCAUUUAGGUGCUUUGAGUGUGAUCAAGUCAGAAUGAUCAGUCUGAAGAGAGGUAUGAAGGCACAUAUAAACGGUUUAUUUUGAAAUGUUUUGUUCAAUAAAAUGUAGAAGAUGCAUGAGGAAUUAGACAAAUAUUAAAACACACCUGGGGCCUCAUGUACAAAGACUGCGAACACACAAAAAACGUGACGUACGUCCGUCUCCAUGCGAAUGUUCAGAUGUGUCAACAGUGAAAUGUCCGUGGAAAUGUGCGGUGUGCCAUGCCAAAAUCAUGGCUGGUGUAUGCACGUUUUUACAACUGUUGGUCUGCUGCUGACACGUAGAGGUGAUGCUGGGAAACUGUUAAUAGUGUGAAAACAAGAAAUCGUCAAGAGUAGUGUGCAAUUAUGAACAAUUAACACACCCACGUCUUUGCAGUUAUAUGGGGGAUAUAAAAGCAUGCGCAAAGUGAUGCAUAAAAUGGUAUUAACUAUGGCUGUGUUAGCGUUGUUAGAAGACCUUGCAAAUGGUGCAAUCUGAUGUGAGCAAGUAUUCAGCAAUGCAAAGAUUUAC
This is a messenger RNA of Thalassophryne amazonica, 2971 nucleotides long. RefSeq names its product gastrula zinc finger protein XlCGF57.1-like. The record is from RefSeq and is a predicted model, not a curated record. Lineage: Eukaryota; Metazoa; Chordata; Actinopteri; Batrachoidiformes; Batrachoididae. The coding region runs from base 251 to 1882 and encodes 543 amino acids. The transcript has 2 exons.